ACGUCGCCGGAUGUGUUGCUCCAGCGGAACAGCUGUGGACAAAACACGACGUUUGUUUGAGUAGGGUGUCUGCACACCAAGUUCAGCUAAAGGAAUACGCACAACGUUGAAGAGAACACAAAAUAAAACGAAGGCUAGAAAUACCGUCUGUAUAUAAACCAAAAGGAUCUACCUACGCCGCGCAGACAGCAGCAGAAUGGGCCGCAUCUUCCUGGACCACAUCGGUGGCACGCGGCUUUUCUCCUGCGCCAGCUGUGACACCAUCCUGACCAACCGCACGGAGCUCAUCUCCACCCGCUUCACCGGCGCUACAGGAAGAGCCUUCCUCUUCAACAAGGUGGUGAACCUGCAGUACAGGGAGGUGCAGGACAGACUGAUGCUGACAGGCAGGCAUGUGGUGAGAGACAUCAGCUGUAAGAACUGCAACAGCAAGCUGGGCUGGAUCUACGAGUACGCUACGGAGGAUAGCCAGCGCUACAAGGAGGGCCGUGUGAUCCUGGAGCGGGCCCUGGUGAGGGAGAGCGAGGGCUUUGAGGAGCACGCACCCUCAGGGAUCUCUUUACAGCCCAGCACCCCCGACAACUGCUCUCUCCUGGGCUAGCAGCUCCACCAGCAAAGAAUCCUGUUGAGAAUCAUGUGCAUCUUCUCACUUAGUGUUAGUCUUAGAGGUGCCCACCCAGGCGGUCGUAUGGCAGACGUGCACAGCAGAUAAACCACACCAUCGGCUCGCAGUGGGUUGUGCAGAUCACUGGUCAGUCUGUGUAUGGAGGUGUGGUUGAAGAGCUUUGAGCUAAGCUUAGACAGAUGCUUUCUCACCUCACAAUGUCACAGUAUGCCAGCAGCCAACUAACGACUGCCAUUAGUUGAUGCAGUUGGUUGGUUUUGUUCCGAGCUAAAUGAUGGAAUUCCGAACGAGUAAUCAGUGUAUAUCCAAUUGAAUAUCUUUCACUUUACAUUUCAACAACUUAGCUUUUAUUUGGAUGUUUGUAUUCAGUUUGAAUUCAAUUCUGUGUUGUACGUGUUUGACCAUGCUUCUCCGUUUACACAGACUGUAGCUGGAUCAAGCUGCUGUCCUGUUCUAGAUCGGACUGGACUCCAUAUUCUAUUUACCGUUGAAACCAGGCUUUUUUUUAUUUUUUAUCUUUUAUUAUUGAACCUGUCCAGGUACCCAUUUGAAUUUCUUUGACAUCACUUUGAGACUUUAAUAAAGUGACAAAUCUAAAUCAACAUGAAUCAGUCUCAUAUAUCCUUCAACUCUGUAGGAAGGAAGUCUUGAUGUUUUGAGUUUUAAUGAUCAAAAGAAGAGGAAACUGUUCACAUCCUCUAAUCCACUUUAUUCUUCCUCAGCGAAAAUGAAACUUAAUAAAAUAAGAGAAAAUGGAACAGAAUUAUGUAAUUUUUAUACAUUUAACUAAGUAUGCAGCUCUAUGCUAGUGUGUAAGUAAAUCAAAACAAUAUAUGGUUAAAUAAAAUUUCUUUUAAGAUACAGAAAGAUACUCAUUGUUUCCCCAUUUCUCAUAAGCACUCAAGAGAACAGGUCUUAAACUACCAGCCACGUCAUCUCCUCACUGCUGCUCAGUUCAUCCUGCGAUCUCCUCUCUCAGGAUUGAGGUGGUUGGUGAGCCAGAAACAGAAGAGAGAGAGUGACUGAGGAUCAACAAAGCUGCGUGACUUGCAGGGAGGAAGAAGAGAGGCUGAAACAGAAAUGAUUGGAGCACAAACUCCCAAGAGAGAUUGUGUACAUGGGUAAAGUAAGAAAAGAGAGGGAGGGCUAUUACAAGAAGAAGACAGAAACCACUCAUUCAAAGGGAAUGCAGAGAUGGAAAAGGGCUCUGCUCCGGGGGUUCUGUGUGACCCGAGUCCAUUUGUUCAGUGUCUGAUCCAGCUGAACACGGGAGGGGAGGGGUGCAUCAUCUUUCAGGGCUCGGCGGUCCGCAAGUUUAACAAAGCUGACGACAGUUCAUA
Messenger RNA from Hypomesus transpacificus, 1965 nucleotides. RefSeq names its product protein yippee-like 5. The transcript has 3 exons. Bases 197 to 601 code for a protein of 134 amino acids. The record is from RefSeq and is a predicted model, not a curated record. Lineage: Eukaryota; Metazoa; Chordata; Actinopteri; Osmeriformes; Osmeridae.